Messenger RNA from Closterium sp. Naga37s-1, 2169 nucleotides. The record is from the annotation of a GenBank genome assembly. NCBI's taxonomy places the organism in Eukaryota, Viridiplantae, Streptophyta, Zygnematophyceae, Desmidiales, Closteriaceae.
AUGGCGUCGUUCAAAUGGCUUAGCGGGGCGAUUGCAAUCCUCUGCGUGCUGACUUUCUCAGGAUUAACUGUGGCGUUGGCAUCUCGUGGCAAGGCGCUGGAGAGUCACAGAACCACACACGAUGCUCGUGAAAUUCAUGCCGAUUCGUUUGUCAGGCACCGCACUCUGAGCGACUCCACUCCAGCAGAGCCCCUGCCAGAAGGAGGGCCGUCUCCUCCCAGUCCACCCACUGUCGCAUUCACCCCACCAGUGUCAUCACCGGCAUCACCGUCAUCACUGCAGUCGCCAUGCGUGAACCAACCACUUUCAGGCAUCUGGUCUCUUCUCCCACCCUUCCUCCGCAUUGGAGGUGGCAACAGCUGCAAUGGUGACAGCAGCAGCGGCGUUGGUGGGGGGGAGGGGGUGGCGGGAGCGGCGGCGGCGGUGACUGGACGUGUCGGUGGGGAAGUGGGGGAGGUGGCGGAGUUGCUGACAGGGCGCGGUGGUGGCGAGGAGGAGGGGUUGGUAGGAGCGGCGACGGAGGUGGCGGGACGUUUUGGUGGGGAGGUAGGGGAGGCAGCAGAGUUGCUGACAGGGCGCGGUGGUGGUGGCGUUUCCAGUGACGGCUCUGGCCGUCUCGGCAUCCUGCCUGCCUCCCCGUCGGCAUCCCCUCGUCGCUCCCCUCCUCGUUCCCCUCCGCUCUCCCCUCCGCACUCCCCUUCGCGCCCCUCUCCUCGCUCCUCUCCCCGCUCUUCUCCGCGCUCCCCUCCUGGCGUCCCAGCGUCUCAGAAUCCCUCAUGGCUCUCCUCGGCGCCCAACCCAUCAUCUCUUCUCCUUCUACUGAACAUACGUCUUCAACUGCUUCCUUUCUCCCUUCCCUUUCCCCAUUCCAUCAUCCCUUUGCUUCACCUCUUCCCUCCCGCUGCAGCAUUCUACUGGACAUACGUGUUCAAUUGUUUUGGCGAGCACUCGUGGCGGUUUGCAGGAGCAGCGCUGCUCGCACUGCUGCACCACUCGCUGCUGCCCGUGGCUGUGGCCAGCUUCGUCAGCCAGGCGAGUCGCUUGCCUUGUGCUUACUCACGUGCACAGCACAAGUGCAUGCUGCACUUGUCACUCGCUGCUCGCACUGCUGCACCACUCGCUGCUGCCCGUGGCUGCGCUCCCCUCGUGGGAGAGCUUAUGUACUCCGCUCCUCGUGGGGCUGCAUUCACCCCACCCUCGCUCCCCUUCCCCACCUUACCCACCCCAUAUCCACCCUCUCUCCCCCCCCCCCCUCUUGCCCCCUCCCCCCCUCCCUUGCCUCCUUCCCCCCUCCCUUGCCCUCUUCCCCCCUCCCUUGCCCCCUUCCCCCAGUUGGUGGUAUUUAUUGGUGCUCCCCUCGUGGGAGAGCUUAUGGACUCCGCUCCUCGUGUGGCUGCAUUCAGCACCAUCUCUGUUGCUCAGACCACUGCCAUGGUAGUAGCAGCUCUAGCCACCAUACACGCCAUUCAACUCUCCGCCCCAGCUGCUGCUAGCGCAGUUGCCACGUCAGCCGCCACGUCAGCCGCCACGUCAGCUACCACGUCAGCCCUGGCUGCUCUCCCGGGCACGGCUGUGCUGCGGCAAGUGUGGUUCGUGGUGCUGGUGGUGGCUGGCGCGGUUGAGAGGCUCACUGGAUUGGCCUCAGGAGUGGCAUUCGAGCGAGACUGGGUGAUUGUGCUGGCAGGACAGGAUCGGCCUGUGGCUCUGGCCAACGCCAAUGCCAUGCUCAGGAGGGUGGAUCUAUGCUGCGAGGUAGCAGCGCCCCUCAUCUUUGGAUGGCUUAUUGUUGCCUUUGGCCCACUGAUCUGCGCCAGAGCAUGUGUCGCCCUCGUUGCUCUCUCCCUCCCUGCCCUGCUCGCCCUCACCACGCUCACCAACCCAACGCUUCAGCUGCAGAACCCCUCGUCUCGCUCUGCUGCUUCCACCGCUCAUGCUUGCAUCCUCCACCUGUGCCACAUGCAACAGCAGGGAUGCCAUGCCUACGUGCAGCAGGCUGUGAUGCCCGCCAGUGCAGCUUACGUGCUGCUCUUUUCCAAUGCUAUUCUCUCGCCCGGGGGGCUCCUCACCUCCCUCCCUCCCUUUCUCCCCUCCCUCCCUCCCUCCCCUCCUCACUCUCCGUCUCCCUCCGCUUCCCUUUUCUCCAACUACCAGGCGUGCAAAUGUCAGUGA